Molecule: messenger RNA, 883 nt
Organism: Mytilus trossulus (common blue mussel)
Lineage: Eukaryota; Metazoa; Mollusca; Bivalvia; Mytilida; Mytilidae
Exons: 3
Coding region: 276-863 (195 amino acids)
Source: RefSeq, a predicted model, not a curated record
UUUAAUCCGUCCAAUUCAAAAGAAACCGCCAAAUAAAGUUGUCGACACGGUUGUUAAAGCCGAAACAGGAACUAACGCAUGACCCCAUGUUUAUGACACAUAAGAUUUAAUACACGUAUUUAUUAUGAAAUAUAGAACCUAAAUACACAAAUAAGACAGUGGUCAUUCUUUAUCUCAAUUUUUGGUAACAAGAAAGGCGGAAUUGAUACAGAUUAUCACACUUACGUGAAUAGAAACAAGGAUUUAUCAACAAUUUGUUAUUUAUCUUGAACUUGAUGCGGGCCAGUUUAAUCGAAAAAGGUAUAGCUCAACCAGUGCUACCAGUUGCUCAUUUUGACCAAUCGGAAAGAACGAUUCCUCCGCCACCACCUCUUCCAAUUCCAUUACCGCCACCUCUACCCCCACCAAGAAAGAGUGCAGUUAGUGAAAAUGUGUAUCAUAACGAAAUUACAGAUUAUCCACUUAUAAGAGACGUUGAUUGUCAAACAACACAGAGUCUUCAAAGACCAGCUAAACCACAAUCACAGCUUGUUGAACACGAAAUAAGACAACAAUCACAGCUUGUUGAACACGAAAUAAGACAACAAGAAAUAACUGUUUAUUACGACCAUGCACCAUUUUUCGAACGUUUUUGUAUGUACCGAGGAUAUAAUCCAAAAGAUGUGAAACCAUGUCCAGUAACAUUUGAGCCCUCAGUAAUGUGUAUCCAUGACAAUGAUUCUAAAACGUACGAAUCUAUCCAACCGAGUACCGAUUCGUCCUCCAGCACAGAAGAGUUGAUGUCAAUGGAUGAUGUGACGUGUGAUGAAAUUAAGAAAUAUUGCUGUUAUUAUAUAUUUUGUUGUGGUAUCUGUUGUGAUUAAAGAGUAUGAAAACCCGUAAA